UCUUCCACUAAAGUAUGGAAGGAGUCUUGAAAACUUCCCCCACUCCCCUCACUCUCUCAAAUUCCUCUUAGUAACGUUUAACAUUCAAAGCCGUUACUUUCUAUUUCUUCGUUCCUUUUUUUGAAUUUUCUCGCAUUCAAUUCUAUUUAUAUCACACGAUUUGUAAUAGUACCAGAAUCUGAAUUUGUACAGUCCCACCCAACCCCACAACCCCACUACCAGUUUUCUCCAAAAACAUCAUCUUUUUAAGGUUUCUCUGAAUUUAAACCGUUUUUCAUGUCUCUAUGGAAAACAUACCAGUUAUGUUGGACAUAGCCUUAGAAGAAGACGAUGAACAGAAGCGACGACAACACUGUUGUUUGUACAAGGAAAGUGAAGUUAGUAUCGGUUCUGAUUGGGUAAAGCAGUUUUUGGAUAUGUCGGAUGAAGAAUUAACCGAGGUUGUUUCGUCAGGUGAAGUGAGUAAACCUAAUGUAGACGAUGAUGAUGACUGUGUGAUUCUUGAUGGUGACCCAGAAAAGCAAGUUACACAUGUCAAUGAUUCUCCUAAUGGGUCUGAUGAGUUGCUUGUAGUUGGGGAAAAGGGUCAGGUUGCAUGCAGAGACUAUCCUCAUCCGCGGCAUCUUUGUGCUACUUUUCCUUAUUCUUCAACCCCUCACGAGAGAUACUGUGCCCAGUGCCACUGUUAUGUGUGUGACUCUCCAGCACCGUGUCUGAAAUGGGGCAAUGGCCUUUUAACUACAGAUCAUUGUCAUGCGACUGAUAAAUAUGAGACAUGGAAAACUCUGAGAAAAGAUUCCAAGCUUGUUAAGAAUGUUCCAUUGCCAGCUUCAACCAACAAUGGUACUUUAGGUAAUGUUGUGAAUUCUCAACAUAACUAUAUUUUGCCGUUUGAUAACGCGCCUCUGUCUUCAAGGACAGCGGCAUUGCGUACUCGCUCAGUAAAUCUUACUCCUCAAAAUCAGUCCACGCGUCUGUCUUCAAAUUCCAUGUUAAUUAAUCAGGCGUCAAGGCCAAUGGCAUUGCAUACACCUCCAGUAAAUCUCACUUCUCAAAAUCAGGCCUCUCGUCUGAUAACCAUGAAUGUGUGCUCUUCACAAAGGUCUAGAUUACAGAAUAACGCCUUGAGGUCAACUGAAAUGCAUCCACUCUCGGGAAAUCUGGCACCUCAAAAUCAGGCCUCUCAGCCGAUUAGAAUGAAUGCAAUCAAUGCAUUGUCCUCACUAAGUUCUAGAUUACAUAAUCAAGCACGGCCACUCUCAGAGAAUCUCGUACCUCAGAAUCAGGCCUCUCGGCUGAUUACAAUGAAGCUAAAUUCUAGAUUACAGAAUCAGAUAUCCAGGUCAAAUAAUGUCCUUGGAUGCUCUACAGAUUCCAACUUAACAAUCCCAAAUGGCACAAACAACAGUAGAUAUCAAGAACCCGGAACUACAUUGGGGAGAAACAGAUAUCCUUUGCACACUGCUCCAAGAAUGUCUCUAGGUAUACAAAGUCACGUCAUCCAAAAGAAGCCAGGGCAAAGAGUCAACAGAAUAGACAGCAUUGGCAUUGGGAACACCGCCGCAACGAACUGCAUUACACCUCUUGGUGCAUCUGGCUUCAUCAAUCAUGUCAAUCCGCUGUAUGGUGAUAGAAAUCAUGCUUCUGCAACAGGAUUUUCAAACAGUUAUGCACAAAAUAAUGAUGUUUUGAUUGCCCAAGCAAUUAAUUUAUUGCUCACACAACCAAACCAUAGUCCAGCAUAUGAAACCCAACCAUGUUAUCGGUCAAAUGAUAACUCGAGUCCUUAUGGAUAUUGUGAUAUUCAGGCUAAUGAUUCUCUUUCGAGUUACGUGGCUCGCCUGAACAAAAAUGAGCAUGAAAUUGGAGAUGAAAAUGAAAAUAUCAUCAAUAGUGGAGCUAGAGUGCAAAAUGUUUUCCAACAGAAACCUGAUGGUGGGAUUGAAAAUGAAGGUUUCCUAGCUAAAGAGUCAAAUACUAAUGAAAACAUUUCUUAUGUUGAAAACUUAGUAUCUAAUGCUAAGGAAUGUAGUACUCCAUUUUCUGGAAAUACUCACCUGUCAUUGGAUGAGAUCAAGCACUGGCUUCUUGAUUCCAAUUAAUGUAGAUGUUGCUUUACUUUCUCAACAGAAUAUAUAUCAUGACCUGAUUUCAGUUCUAGUGGCUAA
Lathyrus oleraceus (garden pea) is the source of this 2168-nucleotide messenger RNA. RefSeq names its product RPM1 interacting protein 13. The record is from RefSeq and is a predicted model, not a curated record. NCBI's taxonomy places the organism in Eukaryota, Viridiplantae, Streptophyta, Magnoliopsida, Fabales, Fabaceae. The coding region runs from base 285 to 2102 and encodes 605 amino acids. The transcript has 3 exons.